Sphaeramia orbicularis (orbiculate cardinalfish) is the source of this 1778-nucleotide messenger RNA. RefSeq lists its product as uncharacterized. Lineage: Eukaryota; Metazoa; Chordata; Actinopteri; Kurtiformes; Apogonidae. The transcript has 14 exons. The coding region runs from base 65 to 1636 and encodes 523 amino acids. The record is from RefSeq and is a predicted model, not a curated record.
GUGCAGAGGAAAUGCACCAGAUCAGCCAGAGGAGCCAGAGGACACACAGCAGCAAACACUCAACAUGUCAAGCCUUCAGAUUUGCCACUGUGGGUGGUCAAAAAUGACAACUUACCAUGGCCUAAGAACUCACCAGGGGAAGAUGGGAUGCACACCGAAGGGAAUGGGAAUACCGGAGAAUAAACAGUAUCUAUUCAAGCCGUAUAUCCCUGAAUUUACCUUCACAAUGCCUCCAAUCAAAAUAGAAGAGCCUUUGAUGAAUACUUACAACUUCAAGCCUGACUUUUCUGAAGAGAGGCCUCUCCUGGGUAGACAGAGGAAUGCAGGCAACAUGGGAUGCACUCUGAGAGAAAUUACAAUGCCAGAGUUUGACGCCAGGAAAAAUCCAAAGGACGAAUCUCGUCAACAGGACAGAGCUCCGAUCACCCAUACACCGAUUGCUCCAGCAUCCCUAAACCUCCCCAACCAAACCCUACCUGAUGCCGCUGUAAUCGGCAUAAUUAAAUCCUUGAUCGAAAAUCACCAACACUCUCCGCCAACAACCGCAAACGUGGAGGAAACUCAUCGAUCUCUUGGUUUCUCAUCUGGUUCACAGCCCUUCUGGAUGCCACUUUCUCAGACCUGCAGCAUCCAAACAACCUCUGCAACCCCUGAACCAGCAACGAAGGAGACAAACACAACAUUGUUUGAAACUCCACAACGCUCUCAUCAACCUGCCGCCGGCUUCAACAAAAAUCGCAGAGUGCUUGAUUUCUCCACUGGAGCGCAGCAGAUGGCUGACAUGUCUUGGAUGAUUCCAACAACGACACCCCAGGAAAACGUAUUGCAACCACAGGUCAAGGAAAAGGAGACAGAUAGAGAAGCUGAAAAAGUACUUCAGUUCAAGGCAAAAAAAGACAAGAUCAUCGCUGAUUUACUGCAGAAAAUCCAAACAAAGGAACAUAAGGUGGCUGAAGUCAAGUCAUCUGUCAAGGCCUGUAAGGGCGGCUUGGAUGCAGAGUGGUUAGAAAUCAACGAUGUGUUCUCAGAGGUGAUAAAAAUCGUGGAGGACGCUCGUCAGAAAGCGCUUCAACCAGUGGAGGACAGGAGGCAGAGAGUGAAAAGAGAAGCGCGUAAUCUGGUCACAAAACUGCAGGAAGAAAUUAACCGACUGAAAAGGAACAUGGAUGAGGUGGAAAAGAGCUCCGACUUAGAGAUGAUCAAAACAAUGGAUGGAUGUCGAGACUGGACCAGUGUAAGUGUUGACACGUCGUUCUCCUUUGGUACACUGAGAACAACAACGACAACCAUGAUGGAAGAAAUUCACCAAAAACUGGAUAAACUCUCCUCUGUAGAACUGAAGAGGAUUUCCACAUUUGCAGUGGAUGUAAAGAUGGACCCGACUACUGCACAUCCAUGUCUUGUUGUUUCCCAAGAUGGGAAAAAAGUACAAGAUGGAGGAAAGAACCAGCAAGUUCCCAACACCCCAGGGAGGUUCGAUGAGUUCGGCAGCAUCCUGGGGCUUGGCGGUUUUACUCACGGGAAGUCGUACUGGGAGGUGGAGGUGAAAAACAAGAGCGGGUGGGAUCUAGGUGUAGCAAGAGGCAAGUCAAACCGCAAGGGGAAACUGACCCUGAAUCCAGAUCAGGGGUACUGAGUGGUGGUUCAUUAUAAUGAUGAUAAGUACGCAGCUCUGACAGCCCCACCCAUCAGCCUGUCCCUGACCGACAAACCUCAGAGGGUGGGGGUGUUUGUAGAUUACGAGGAAGCUCUGGUGUCCUUUUACAACGUGACGACUC